This is a messenger RNA of Galdieria sulphuraria, 454 nucleotides long. RefSeq lists its product as uncharacterized. Bases 8 to 316 code for a protein of 102 amino acids. The record is from RefSeq and is a predicted model, not a curated record. Lineage: Eukaryota; Rhodophyta; Bangiophyceae; Galdieriales; Galdieriaceae. The transcript has a single exon.
AGGAAAAAUGUAUGUAAAAGUAAAGAGACAAAAGAAAAUCUAUUUUAUUUUUUGUGAAUUGAGUGACAGUGUUUCGGUUAUCAAGACAGAAGUAUCCAAGCUAUCCGAUAUUCCUGUUGAAAACAUCGAACUGUGGAAGAAAAUAGAAACAACAACAACAACGCAAGAACAAGACUGGAAGGCGACGAGUCGAGGAGGCUUCCAUCGACUGGAAAAGUCAAUACAAGAAGAAGAAAUCGUUAACGGAGAAACUCUAUAUCUGACGUUUGGAACUGAUGAUUAUACGGACAUUGAAGUGACGCCUUUCGAACACUAGAUAAUACCGUAACUUGCCAUGGGUUAGGAAAAAGAAGAUAACUAGAAGUGACACUUGCCAAGUUAUCCAUAAAACAAAAAAAUAUUGGUUGACAGAACAAAAGAGUUUCAAGUCAUCUAUAAAAAAAAAGUUGACAAU